Molecule: messenger RNA, 1545 nt
Organism: Dictyostelium discoideum AX4
Lineage: Eukaryota; Evosea; Eumycetozoa; Dictyosteliales; Dictyosteliaceae
Exons: 4
Coding region: 1-1545 (514 amino acids)
Source: RefSeq, a predicted model, not a curated record
AUGAGAGGUAACAAAGGCAUUUAUUUUUUUAAUGGUCAGUACCUAGAAUCGAACUUACGACCUUAUAUUUGCGAAUCUGGCAAACCAUCGAAAAUUAUUAUACUAUGGAAAACUAGUGGCACAACAUUAAAAACAAAAACAACCAUCAUAAACACCUACUCACUAUCACCAAUAACAUAUUUAUCAUACCUUGAAGAAUUUACAAAAGAUGAAGAAAUUCAAAUUAAUAAAUUAAUCUCAUGGUUUAUGAAUUCUCCCGCAAAUUCUGAAUCACCAACUCUCAAUAUCAAUUCCAUUGAAAAUAACACAUCAACCAUCCAUUCACGUGCAAAAAUACCUUUGAUGUGUUAUGAUAGAUCAUUAAAACCAUUAAAAGAAGGUGGUUGGGGUAUGUGGAAUAUACAAUUACGACAAGUUGCUCAAAAGAUUUGGAUAUACAACAGAUUUAUGCAUUUUUGGAUGGAUCAAAUCAUCAACAAAUCAAUCUCUUCUCCAUACCUUAUAAAAAUCAAAAAAGAAUGGGAAAACUAUGCAACUCAAAUUGGACAUCUAAAAGAUAAAGUUCAAAUCCUACAACCAAUAUUAAUAAAAAAUCAAACCUCUCAAACAUUAACCACAAAUAAUAUUCCACUACCACCAACACUCAAAGAAAUCUACUCGACAAUACUCAACAAUCACCAAUGUAAAUCAAAAGACUAUAUUGGCAAGAAAUAUUCAGAUCUACUUCUUACUUCGCACCAACAAUCAAUACAACUAUUAUGGAAAUACACAUACGACCAACUUUUUGUCAAAAUUCAAAAAUUAAAAGAUCCAAAAGGCCGUGAUACAAUGCAAAGAUUCCAUGCUAGAUGUCUUCCGAUUAAUCAUCUACACAACAAAGUUUGCCCCAUUUGCAACAAUGAAAUGAAUAAUGAUCCCUAUGGUCAUUUGUUUUUCAAUUGUCAGCACACAAUCAACUUCAUAAACCACGACAAAUUAAAAUAUUUUAUAUAUAAAAAUUGCAAUGGAAACAAAAACUGGUCACUAACAAAAAACCAAACAACAAAAUUAUACACACACAUUUAUAAACCACAAACAAACAACAAAGUAUUUAAACCAGAUCCAACUAUCAAUAUUAAUUUUCAUUUUGCAGAAAACGCACAAUAUAAAAAAUACAGGUCCAACUGGAAUUAUAUAAACACAAAUCUUGAUCUAGUCAGAACACAUGCAUAUUGGAACAUAAUCUCAUUAGUUAUUCACCAAAUAUGGAUCUGGUUAUGCAAAUCAUUAUUUGACAUCAAUAUAACUCAAUCAAUUGACAAUUGGAACAACCAAAUAAACAACACAACACUAGAUUAUGAUAUAUUAAAAUCAAAAUGGCACAAGCUAAUAAGAUUGGAAUAUUCAAGAACAUUAUCAAACUUUAACCAAUACUCAAUUAAAAACAACCUCACAAAAACUCAAAAAGAAACCCAAUGGUCCGAAACCAUCAAAAAAUUUAAAAAAGAAUGGAGCAUAAACACAAAUGAACCAAUUCCAACAAUUACACCACCAAUUAAUUAUUAA